This is a messenger RNA of Amblyraja radiata (thorny skate), 2731 nucleotides long. Its product is annotated as broad substrate specificity ATP-binding cassette transporter ABCG2-like. Gene Ontology annotation, cellular component: plasma membrane. The coding region runs from base 65 to 2002 and encodes 645 amino acids. Gene Ontology annotation, molecular function: ATP binding; ABC-type transporter activity; ATP hydrolysis activity. The transcript is spliced from 15 exons. The record is from RefSeq and is a predicted model, not a curated record. Lineage: Eukaryota; Metazoa; Chordata; Chondrichthyes; Rajiformes; Rajidae. Gene Ontology annotation, biological process: transmembrane transport.
CUGUGGGUUACAACCAGAAAUACGCCUGGCAAUCUCUCAUGAUUUAUUGUGUUUUUAAGAUAAGAUGUUCACCUUUGCUCAGUCAAGUACUGGAGGGGAAAUGCAAGUCAGAAAAAUGGAUCCGGCAGCACAGAAUGAGGAUGAGAAAGACACCCAUUUGCAGCUGCCCGGUCCAAUUCUGACUUUCGACGACGUCCGAUACGUGGUGAACGUUGCAACGACUUCCUACCUGAGGAGAAAGAAGAAAGAAAUCCUGCACGGAGUCAGUGGAAUCAUAAAACCCGGCUUGAAUGCGAUCCUGGGACCCACAGGAAGCGGAAAGACAUCGCUUCUAGAUGUGUUGGCAAGCCGGAAAGAUCCCAAAGGGUUCAGAUCAGGCAAGGUUCUGCUGAAUGGACAAUUGUUGGCUGCAAAUUUUAAUCUACAGUCUGCCUAUGUCGUGCAGGAUGACAUAUUGAGGGGAACGUUAACUGUCAGGGAAAAUCUGGAGUUUUCUGCUAACCUUCGACUCUCCAGGAAAGACCACACGGCUGAACAGAAGAAACAAAAGGUGGACGAAAUCAUCGAGGAACUAGGAUUGCAAGACUGCAUUGAUAUCAAGAUCGGCACGGACCUCAUGCGAGGCAUUUCUGGCGGAGAGCGAAAACGCUGCAGCAUUGGAAUGGAACUGAUCACCUCACCAUCUCUGAUCUUCUUAGACGAGCCGACGACAGGACUGGAUACACACAUGGCCACUUCUGUCAUACGUACACUUCACAAGUUGUCCAGAAAUGGGAGGAGCAUUGUAUUUUCAAUCCACCAGCCUUGCUAUUCCAUCUGCAAAAUGUUUGAUUAUAUCACAUUAAUGAGCAAAGGAGAAAUUGUAUAUCAAGGCCCAGGUGGAGAAAUCACCAACUACUUUAAAGAUCUUGGUUAUGAAUGUGACCCUUAUAAUGACCAUGCACAAUUCUUCUUGGAUGUCAUUAAUGGAGCCGUGUUAUCCAGUCAUGGAAACUCCAGUCCAGAAGAAGCAAUCACUUCCCACGUCAUUCUGGAUCCCAAUGAGAAUAAGAAUCUCUUGGCUCAUCAGUUCCGACAAUCUGCUUUGUAUCAACAAAUCAACAAGGAAGUGAAGAAUUUAUCUGUACCAGAUAACUCAAGAGAUUCAGUCAGCAUAAAGUAUUCAUAUCCAACUCCUUUUUGGUAUCAGCUGUAUAUUUUGAGUGGCUGCACUUUGAAGAACCUCUGGAGGAACCCGCAGGUCUCAUUGGUUCAAGUGUCUAUAAUGCUAUUCUUUGGCAUAUUAAAUGGACUUAUAUAUUAUAACAUACCAAACACAAUGCCAGAAGCUUUACAGAACAGAAUCGGGGCAUUCUUCUUCAUAAUAAUCAAUCAGAUGUUUGGCAACCUCUCUGCUGUGGAAAUCUUCAUUCAAGAAAAAGUCCUCUUCAUACAUGAAAAUGCAAGUGGCUACUAUCGGACUUCAGCAUACUUUCUGUCCAAGGUUCUAGUCGACCUGAUUCCCAAUCGUAUUAUUCCAAUUCUUAUUUUUUCAUCCAUAACCUACUUUUUGAUGGGCUUGAAACUGGAUAUUGGUUCGUUUUUUCUGUUCUACAUGACCCUCAGUCUCACUAGUUUGUCAGCAGUGAGUAUGGCCUUCCUAGUCAGUGCAAGUGUCAGCACCUUUGCAACAGCCAAUGCUCUGAUCGCCCUCCCAUAUGUCGUCAUGAUGGUGUUUGGAGGCUUUCUGGUGAACUUAAACAAAAUGCUGCAUUGGCUGUCUUGGUUGAAGUGGAUGAGUAUAGUCGCUUAUGGUUUGAAAGCACUGAUAAUCAAUGAACUAAAAGGACAAAUAUUUUACACAAAUUCAACAAUAAUUCCUGGAGAGGUCUACAUGAUUGAGCAAGGUAUUGAUUACAGCGUCUGGGGAUUCUGGCAAAACCAACUUGCCCUUUUCUGUCUAAUGAUAAUAUUCUUACUUCUGUCAUUUAUACAGCUUUUAAGAAUUGACAAGUGGAAAUAAGGAGUUAAUUUUGUUUACUGAGUACUUGGUUGUGUUCCUGGUGUACGUUUAACUCUUUUCUCUGCAAUCGCAAUGAAAUAUAUAAUGAAAUCAUGAAACGCUGGAACUACUUGACAACUCAAGCAGUAUCUGAAGAGAGAGGUGAACAUUUAAGGUCAAUGACCUUUCAUCAGUUCAAUACCGAUGAAAAGGUAUUGGUUCUGAUAAAAGUAAUUGACCUGGGAUAUUAAUUGUGUUCCUCUCAUUACUGAUGCUGCCAGACUUAAUGAGUAUUUUCAACAUUGGAUUUUUAUUUCAGAUUUCUAGCAUUUGUGAUUUAUUUGAGGGAAUUUUGUAAAAUGGAACUAAUUGCUUUAGCAUUUUUUGUUUAGUAUUUGUCCUCCUUUAGCAAUGACACGACAAUGAACUUUCAGUGGGGCAUCUAGUUAAUAAUUAUAAACACAGACAUUGCCAAACUAUUUCUGAUCAUUUGUUGCUGCAAUCAUUUAUGUAACGCAUUGGGACUUUGAUUUUUACCUCAUAACAAAAGUUAAGUGAAUAUAUAAUUUGCCUGUAUAACUAUGACCACGUGACAUAAACUGUAACAAUAUGUAUUCUUCCAGGAUUGCAUUUUCUCUUCAAUUUGCUCUGGAUUCAUGUCCUUGUCAAUAUUUUUCUUUCCCCAAUGCCCUGUCAUGUAAGUUGAUCAAUGUUCCUGAACAAAUUAAUAAACUUUUCCAUGUCUUGGGA